Molecule: messenger RNA, 1593 nt
Organism: Penicillium taxi
Lineage: Eukaryota; Fungi; Ascomycota; Eurotiomycetes; Eurotiales; Aspergillaceae
Product: GNAT family N-acetyltransferase
Exons: 2
Coding region: 1-1593 (530 amino acids)
Biological process (GO): siderophore biosynthetic process
Source: RefSeq, a predicted model, not a curated record
AUGCGAAACACCACCUGUAGCCUGCCAAAUGGACUCAAGUUCACAGUAUCGCCUGUCUUCGGUGGCAUAACCUUCAAAUCAAGCGAUGUCACCCCGCACAAGCUCACUCUUUUCCCACCAGGCUGGACAGUCAUGAUACACAGUGGAAAGGAAAGUACUGAGCUUGAGAAGCAAGGUACAUCGCAGGAUGAACAUGAAAAUGAACAUGAACAGCCUCACAGCGUAAGCACUACCCGCUUCACUACGCCGACAUUGUCAGGCGAUUGCCUCUACAUCUCGUAUACAGUCAGCCCACCAGACAGUGACUUCCGGCCUCCAAUAUCACCCACUCGCCAGAUUGCUAUGAUGCUCUGGGCCACGCUGUGGUGGUACUUUCAUGAGCCUCAGCCAGAUCUACAUCAAGUGACAGCAGCGUCGAGCUCAACGCCCCAUGAUGGCCGGCCGAAGGGUGACUGGCGGGUGAACAUCAAAAGAGAGGGCAUCUUCAAGGGUCGAAAUCUGCUACAGAAGCUUGAACGUAUGGGUUUGAUAGCAAGCGAGGACUCUUCCGUCGGCCUGCAGCCCAUUGAAACCCAAGACUCGAGCAGCUGGACAAAUCUGUUUGUCAGUCGCCGCGCCUUCUGGCAACUUGACCCGCGUCUUUUCCUAUUUACCCUUCUUCCUCGCGGUAGCCCACCGUCUCCAAGCUUGACCCCGUCUACUCCAGUGCAGCUUGAUUCUCCGGUACGUGAUGGGCUGCCACAGACUCCAACUCUACCACCCACCCAGGUAAUUUUCCACUCUGGAACUGCGGGCUCUUUCACGUCUGGUGGUCCCUUCUCAUCUGCAAGUCACCUGCCAACAUACUACCCACCAACUCCGACACAAUACACAAUUACGAACAACGUGCGCCAUCCAUUGCGGCCAAAACCACCCCAUCAAGGCGAGAUUUUCUACACCCGCCAUGUGCCCAGCGUAGAUCAGUAUAUCGCCUUCCGGAUACCCUUCCUCCCCAUGAUCAAGUCCGCAGCUGGGAAAGGUAGUCGCCCAUCGACGCCCAUCCAAGCAGCUAACUCGUCAUUCUCAGGUAUCGAGCAGCAUCUGUACCAAGGCGCAUCGUCUGAUCUGGAAAUCCUGCAUCGCUGGAUGAACGACCCCCGCGUCGAGGCUAUGUGGGGAGAAGGUGGUCCGCAGUCUGUGCAGGAGAAAUUCCUCAUGGGUAAUCUGACCAGCCGACACAGCUUCCCUGUGUUCGGAUGCUGGGAUGGGAAGCCAUUCGGAUAUUUUGAGAUCUACUGGGUGAAAGAGGAUCGGCUGGGCCGGCUUCUAGAUCGCGUGGAUAACUAUGACCGCGGUAUUCACCUGCUUGUUGGUGAGCAAGAGUUUCGUGGUCCGCACCGAGUUGCUAUUUGGCUCUCAGCUUUGGUGCAUCACUGCUUCCUCUCGGAUAUGAGGACUGAGGCGGUUUAUUUGGAGCCGAGAGUUGAUAAUGCGAAAAUCAUUGGAUAUCUUCAAGAUGUGGGCUUCUAUAAAGAGGGUGAGGUUAGUUUCCCUCAUAAGCAAUCUGCCGUCAUGAAGAUUAAACGCGAGUUUUGGGAAGCACCGGCUUUAUAA